Molecule: messenger RNA, 1079 nt
Organism: Penicilliopsis zonata CBS 506.65
Lineage: Eukaryota; Fungi; Ascomycota; Eurotiomycetes; Eurotiales; Aspergillaceae
Exons: 3
Coding region: 157-840 (227 amino acids)
Source: RefSeq, a predicted model, not a curated record
GUGGAUUGGCGAUGUUGGAACACAUCGAAUGAUGCAAAAUUGGGGAUAAAUACGGCGGCAGAUCUGGCCUUCUGGGGGAGAGGGGAAGGACCUCCUUCGACGACCAAAACAGCACACAAUUUCGAGACUACCGAACAUAAAGACCCUCGUCUCAUCAUGGCUACACAGGUUCUUGCUGGUGUGACGGUGCCCGACACGCCGCUGAUCACCAAGGCGCUAGAGUUCACGCGAGCCCACUCGACCGACUACGCCUACAACCAUAUUGUGCGCUCGUUUCUCUUCGGUUUCAUCAUCGCGGGCAAGAUCCCUGAGCUGCAGGGCCGCGAUCUGGAGGUGCAUGCCGUCGCUGCAAUCAUGCACGAUCUCGGGUGGGACCCGACUGGAGAGCUUAUUAGCAAGGACCGGCGGUUCGAGGUGGACGGAGCCGACGCGGCACGCGAGUUUCUGCGCCGCGAGGGUGCCGCUGCGGAGUGGGACAAGCACCGCCUGCAGCUCGUGUGGGAUGCCAUCGCUCUACAUACGAUCGGUAGCAUCGUCUUUCACAAGGAGGCCGAGGUUCAGGCCUGCUCGUUCGGCAUCUGGGCCGAUUUCCAGGGACCCGACCGUGUGCCCGGCGGACUGCUCACCUGGGACGAGUACAACCGGGUGGUGGCCGAGUACCCACGCCUGCAGCUCAUGAAGGGCCUCAAGGAGGUGAUGUGCCACCUGUGCGUGACCAAGCCCGAGACCACCUAUGACAACACCGUCGGCGAAUGGGGGGACAAGUAUGUGGAGAGCUACAGUCGCAAGGGCAAGCUGACGCAGGAUCUACUGGACACUUGCAAUCUGGAUGACUUGUGAAAGAUGAUGGAAUCGACGCGCAUCAUGAUGUUAUGAGAAGAUGAGAUUGAGAAUGAAGUACUUUUUUUUCCUAUCUAUGCCAGAACCAUGGGUGUGGUCUUUCACCACCAUGACGUACACAGCCCCAACUCGAUGUACGUCUCCGGACGAGACCGUGAACGAAUUCAACAAGAGAAUCCCUCUCAAUGGGCAGCGAAUCAACCGGCACCAGCUCUUUUCGUACCGUAACGGCCGCUUCC